UCAUAACGUACAGUUUACGCGGCACUCGGAUUGCGCGCGCACGGACGCAAAGAAGCACGUUCUUGCGGCGUACCUGUCGAGUUACGGAGAGAAAACGCCGCCGUUUAAAGAGCCCAGAGACACGGCCGCGCUCCGCCCUCAUCAUCCCCCCGUUCCCCGGCGUGCAAAUCGCCUCCCUGGAAGCGCGCGGACGCGCGCGCAGCACCCAAGACAACCCCGCGCGCAGCCCGCAGAGACCUGUCUCUUUAAGUCGGUGUCAAAGCCGAUUACAGCUCAUCUCAGCCGCGGUUCUGCUUUACCGUCUGUUCACUCGAUCCCUCCCCCCCUCACAAACAGUUACGUGUACGAAAAGCUUUCUUUCCCCCCCUUUCCAUGGCUGCUUUGUGUUGUUUUUAUCUUUUGACAAAAAGAAAAAACUAAGUAAUGUUUCCAGAACCGCUCUGGCUGCCUCCCGCGUUCGGAUAAACUCGCCUCUCGGAGUCUCGUUGCUCGUCAGGAUUCCUCGUGACGCGGCGCUCGAAGCAGCGGGCAACUUUUAUCGCUCCGCACGCGGCGUCGCCGGCGGUGAGCUUCUACUUCCAGCUGCCCUUGUUGCUUAUCAUGCGUUUCGCUCUGCGUUUCUCUUUCUGCGCGACGUGAGGCAGAGGAAGCCGGAGGAGGAGGACAAUGCAGAAAAGUGUGCGCUACAACGAGGGACACGCGCUCUACCUGUCGGCGCUCGCGCGCAAAGAGGGCACGAAGCGCGGCUACCUGAGCAAGAAGACGACGGAGAACAGCCGCUGGCACGACAAGUUCUUCGCCCUCUAUCAAAAUAUACUGUUUUACUUCGAGAGCGACCAGAGCGCGCGGCCCUCCGGGAUUUACUUGCUGGAGGGAUGUUCGUGCGAAAGGGUCCCGGCGCCGAAAAUGUCCACCGUGGGCAAGGAGACCCUCGACAAGCUGCACUACUUCCAGAUUGUCUUUGGCCACGAUGGGCAAAAGCCGCUGGAACUGCGCAUGGAGGAGGAGGCAGAUUGUGACGAAUGGGUGGAGGCCAUCCAGCAGGCCAGCUACUCUGACAUAAUCAUUGAGCGUGAGGUGCUGAUGCAGAAGUACAUCCACCUGGUGCAGAUUGUGGAGACUGAGAAGGUGGCGGCAAAUCAGCUCCGCACUCAGCUAGAGGACCAAGACACGGAGAUUGAGCGGCUCAAAGCUGAGAUCAUAGCCCUGAAUAAAACCAAGGAAAGAAUGCGGCCUUACCACAUAUGUCAAGAGGACGAAGACCCGGAUAUUAAGAAGAUCAAAAAGGUCCAGAGCUUCAUGCGUGGAUGGCUGUGUAGACGGAAGUGGAAGAUCAUUGUUCAGGACUAUAUCUGCUCUCCCCAUGCAGAGAGCAUGAGGAAGAGGAACCAGAUUGUCUUCAAUAUGGUGGAAGCCGAGACGGAGUACGUCCACCAGCUCUCCAUCCUGGUCAACUGCUUUCUGCGGCCGCUCCGAAUGGCGGCUAGUUCUAAGAAGCCACCCAUCAGUCAUGAUGAUGUCAGCAGUAUCUUCCUCAAUAGUGAAACCAUUAUGUUCCUUCAUGAAAUAUUUCAUCAAGGCCUCAAAGCACGGAUAGCAAACUGGCCUACUUUAGUUUUAGCUGAUCUGUUUGACAUCUUAUUGCCCAUGCUGAACAUCUACCAGGAGUUUGUGCGGAACCACCAGUACAGUCUGCAGGUUCUGGCCAACUGCAAGCAGAAUCGAGAUUUUGACAAACUGCUGAAGCAGUACGAGUCCAAUGCUGCCUGCGAGGGCAGGAUGCUGGAGACGUUUCUGACGUACCCUAUGUUUCAGAUCCCACGGUACAUCAUCACGCUCCACGAGCUUCUGGCCCACACACCUCAUGAGCACGUGGAACGCAAGAGCCUGGAGUUUGCCAAGUCCAAGCUGGAGGAGCUGUCUAGGGUGAUGCACGAUGAAGUGAGCGACACCGAGAACAUCCGCAAGAACCUGGCCAUCGAACGCAUGAUUGUUGAGGGCUGCGAUAUUCUGCUGGACACCAGUCAGACGUUUGUGCGCCAAGGCUCUCUGAUUCAGUUGCCCUCCGUCGAGCGUGGGAAGCUCAGUAAAGUGCGGCUGGGCUCCCUGUCCCUGAAGAAGGAGGGCGAGCGCCAGUGCUUCCUGUUCACCAAACACUUCCUCAUCUGCACUCGCAGCUCUGGCGGCAAACUGCACCUGCUCAAACAAGGUGGGGUCCUGUCCCUGAUCGAGUGCACGCUCAUCGAGGAGCCAGAUGCCAGCGAUGAGGAAUCCAAGACCUCAGGCCAAGUGUUCGGUCACCUGGACUUCAAGAUUGUGGUGGAGCCGUCGGAUGCUUCGUCUUUCACCAUAGUUCUGCUGGCCCCGUCUCGCCAGGAAAAAGCAGCCUGGACCAGUGACAUCAGCCAGUGCAUUGACAACAUCCGCUGCAACGGCCUCAUGACCAGUGUGUUUGAGGAGAACUCUAAAGUCACCGUGCCUCACAUGAUCAAAUCUGAUGUACGGCUCCAUAAAGACGAUGUUGAUAUUUGCUUCAGCAAGACACUCAACUCCUGCAAGGUUCCCCAGAUCCGCUAUGCCAGCGUGGAGCGCCUUCUCGAGCGACUGACAGAUCUUCGCUUCCUCUCGAUUGAUUUCCUCAAUACUUUUUUGCACACUUACCGCAUCUUCACCACCGCUGCAGUUGUAAUGGACAAACUGGCUGACAUCUACAAGAAGCCCUUCACUUCCAUUCCUGUCAGAGUCCAGUAUCAUUCAUUUGACCGCUUGUCCAUCACCUCCAUAUGUCCAGACUACAACCUGAAGAUCAGGAAGCUUGCACUGGAUCAGUCAAAGUCCUUGGAGCUCUUCUUUGCCAGCAGUCAGAACAACAGAGGCGGGGAAUCCACAAAUGAGAAGUCGCCUCGGCUGUGCCGCAAGUUCUCCUCCCCGCCUCCUCUCUCCAUGCCCUCUCGCACCUCCUCACCUGUACGAGCCCGAAAACUCUCACUAAGCUCACCUGUGGGCACCAAGGUGGGAGCCCUGGACCUUUCCACCACCAACUCCUCCUCUUCUGCGGGAAGCAGUCCAACAUCUACCAGCUACCCCAGCAUGUCGCCCCCACCUGCCAACAGUAAGGCCCCGCUGGACUUGAGCAGGGGCCCCUCCUCGCCUGAGCAGAGCCCUGGGGCCCAGGAGGAGAAUGCAGAGCUGCCACGGAUCGAUGCCCUUUGUGGGAAACUGCGGCGCAGCAUCCGGAGAGCUGUGCUGGAGUCUGUGUCACUGGACAAGUUCAUCCCAGAGGCGCCCCAGUCAAAUGAGCCAAGUGACGCUUCCCCCUGCCGCUCCCCCUCCACCCCUCGACACCUUCGCUACCGCCAGUCCGGAGUCCAGUCGGCCGAGAACCCCCGGUGCCCCGUCUCCCCCGCCUCAGCCUUUGCCAUCGCCACGGCCGCGGCUGGCCACAGCAGCCCCCCAGCUUUUAACAGUUCGGAAAGGAUGUGCGACAAGGAGUUCAUCAUACGCAGAGCAGCUACCAACAGGGUCCUCAACGUCCUUCGACACUGGGUUUCCAAACACUCCCAGGAUUUUGAGAUGAAUGGUGAGCUGAAGAUGGGGGUGAUUUGUCUUCUGGAGGAGGUUUUGCGGGACCCAGACCUGCUGCCCCAAGAGAGGAAAGCCACAGCAAACAUUCUCAGUGCUCUUUCUCAAGAUGACCAGGAUGAUGCACAACUCAGGAUAGAGGACAUCCUGCAGAUGGCAGAAUGUCCCAAGGUGGAGUGCUUUGAGUCGCUGUCUGCCAUGGAGCUUGCGGAGCAGAUCACACUCCUAGACCACAUCAUCUUCAGAAGUAUCCCAUAUGAGGAGUUUCUGGGGCAGGGAUGGAUGAAGGUGGACAAGACAGAGAGGACCCCAUACAUUAUGAAGACCAGCCAGCACUUUAAUGACAUGAGUAAUCUAGUGGCGUCUCAGAUUAUGUCCCACACGGACGUGGGUUCUAGGGCGAACUCCAUCGAGAAGUGGGUGGCUGUGGCUGACAUCUGCCGAUGCCUUAACAAUUACAACGGCGUACUGGAAAUAACUUCUGCAUUCAACCGCAGCGCCAUCUACAGGCUGAAGAAGACAUGGGCAAAGGUGUGCAAGCAGACUAAAGCGCUGAUGGACAAAUUACAGAAGACAGUUUCAUCUGAAGGAAGGUUUAAAAACUUGCGGGAAACCCUGAAAAACUGCAAUCCUCCCUGUGUCCCCUACCUGGGCAUGUACCUGACAGACCUGGCAUUUAUCGAGGAAGGAACCCCGAACUUCACCGAAGAGGGCCUCGUCAACUUCUCCAAGAUGAGGAUGAUAUCGCACAUUAUCCGAGAAAUCCGGCAGUUCCAGCAGACGCCCUACAGAAUAGAGCAUCAACCAAAGGUCACUCAGUAUCUUUUGGAUAAAACCCUUAUCAUGGAUGAAGACACCCUGUACGAUUUGUCUCUGAAGAUUGAACCCAGACUUCCAGCCUAAGCGGCCACUGCUACUGGGCCCUGGAAAGGGCAGGAGAUUGGCGGUUUGGCAGCUGGGUGCCCUGUGUUUGGCAUAGCGCGGCAGGAGUUUGCUUUCAGUGGCUCCAGAUGGAAAGACAAGCAAAGGAAAAGGAGGACCAUUCAUUCAUUCAUUCAUUCAUUCAUUCAUGUCUGGAAGGAAUAAAUGGCAGUGAAACACCGAGGGUGUUUUUAGUUGGAAAGCUAACGUGAAAAGGAAGUGUGGGAUGGUCUUGGUUGCUUCACUUCAUUAGUUGCAGUACACUGAGAGCACUGGGCAACAGCAGUAUGUGCGCUGUUGGCGCUGCAGAUGGAGUAGAGCGCUUUCGGGAAACAUGUCUGGCGAUGUGGAAAGCUUUGAGCUGCAGAGAGAAAUGUAGCAUGUACAGAAUUUAAUACUUCUUAGUACUUUGGACUUUCUUCCUCACUUCUGGUCUGGUAAAUUAUAUCAUGCAUCAUGGUACCACAUCGAUAAUUAAUGCUUUCUCAGAAUGUUCGGCAAAAUAUGCCGUAGACGGCAAUAGGAAUGAGCUUAGUGUACAUUUACAGUGACUGCAAAUGCUGUUUUUCCAGUACAUACUUGAUUGCGACCUACACAUACUAUGGUUUUGUAGGAAAUAAGAGUUUCUUUGAUUAGAACCAAAAAAUGUUUCAUGGUUAGGUUUUACUUUGCACAUAUGUAGGUUGUUAAAAUGAUUGUCUCUUACUUACAGUAAUAUUCACUUCUGAAAAUAUUUUCCAAUGCCAAGAACUCGUUUGUGUUAAAGCAUCGUGCAUUCUAACGCUUUUGGAAUGAAAAGUGUAUUUUUUUAAGGUGCCUUCUUAUUAACUCUCGAUGUGUCACGGAUAUGGUAACGGUACACGCGAUGGGAACAGCGACGGCGCUUGCAAUGAUUAUUAUUAUUUACUAUUAUUAUUAUUACCAGUAAUUCUUUGGGCUUCUUCCUGGAGAUAAUUUAAAAAAAAAAAAAAAGGAGAUGAUCAACAACCAUGACGUGGUUUAAGGGAACAGUCAUGCUAUGUUGAAGUAUCAGAAUCGAGGCAACAGGAAAAGGAUUGCUUGCAGGUACCUACAUUCUUGUUUGCUUCUUUGCAUCCAGCAUGAAUGCAUUCAGGUGCUAAUGACAUUUUGAGCUCUCGCCCUUUCUCAAAUGCUAAGCGGCCCCGUCGAACCCGGGGCCUGUUUGCUGUCAGCGGACGCGAGCGGGGAGGCAUUUGAGUGACCUUUGCGUGGCGGCCAAGGCAAGUGCUGCUCCAAAAUGAGAGAUGAGGCCACAGGUUGAAUGGUGGAGAACGGCAUAACUCCAGGGCGUUUCAGCGCACGCUCAGCUGCUUGCGUCCUCCUGUGGGAGGAAACCUUCCAAACUGAACUGUAUCUUUUAAAUCAAUAGUUAUGUCAUUUAUGUUGAGCAUCUUUUCUUCUCUAUAUCCACUGUCAGAGUGAGUUGCAGGUGUAAGAAAGCGCACGUGUGUGUUUUUGUAGCAUUUACUACGCAAUUUGUACGGCUUUCAGUUUUAUUUUAAAAAGUGAUUGUUUACAUCUUUUGGAUACCUGACCCUCCAUAGUUGUUCAUAUGUAAGUAGUGCCAGUCAAGAUACUUAAUGAGAGCGCUAUUAAAAUAACACGUGACACUCUGUGCUGGCAGAUAUGCAGGUCACUUUUAGAAAUGGAUUCGUGGCAUGUGCUUCUAGUAAAAGACAGUAAAAAUGAGCUCCCUGUCACUGCUUGAUGGUGAACGUAAUUCUUUUGUAGAUCUUCCUUGAACGUAAUCUUUUGACCACUACAUACCUGUGGCAUGUCACUAAGAAUAUUAUUUCAGAUCUGGCUCUGUUUUUGUGAUCAGAUUGGUUGUGCCGGCACAACUGACGACACAAGAAUAAGAGGGGUCGCUCACCGUUGCUACUGUAAGUCAGCGGUGUGAUGUGUUUCUGACCAGUCACGGAGGCAGGGGUUUUGGUUCUAUUCUGUUUUAAUGGCCACUGUGUUAAGAGCGCUUCCUUUUUCAGGUCCUGAGCCAUCACUUGACUCAUGUCUCCAGGCUUAUCGAAGGGUUUUGUAUAAGUCAAUGUAACUGCAUAAGUCAAUACUUAAGAUCUAAACACACACACAUUUGCUGAAGCCGAUCCGGCAGCACAGGGCGUGAGGCUGGAGGGGGAGG
Molecule: messenger RNA, 6661 nt
Organism: Scleropages formosus (Asian bonytongue)
Lineage: Eukaryota; Metazoa; Chordata; Actinopteri; Osteoglossiformes; Osteoglossidae
Gene: rasgrf2b
Product: Ras protein-specific guanine nucleotide-releasing factor 2b
Exons: 28
Coding region: 667-4485 (1272 amino acids)
Biological process (GO): Ras protein signal transduction
Cellular component (GO): plasma membrane
Molecular function (GO): guanyl-nucleotide exchange factor activity
Source: RefSeq, a predicted model, not a curated record